This is a messenger RNA of Erythranthe guttata (spotted monkey flower), 1412 nucleotides long. Its product is annotated as mitogen-activated protein kinase kinase 9. NCBI's taxonomy places the organism in Eukaryota, Viridiplantae, Streptophyta, Magnoliopsida, Lamiales, Phrymaceae. Gene Ontology annotation, molecular function: ATP binding; MAP kinase kinase activity. The record is from RefSeq and is a predicted model, not a curated record. Gene Ontology annotation, biological process: protein phosphorylation; MAPK cascade.
AUAAAAUAAAAAUGAAAACCAAUCCAAGAAGUGGGUCCCACAGGUAUAUGCCCCUUCCAUCUCCCUUCCACCCACCGGGCACACGUGCUUCACAAAUAUGUACUCUUUUAUAUACAGCUCACUCCUUUCUCUUCACCAAAUACAUUCUUAUCCUACGCCUCCCCACUCUCUCCGCCGGCGCACGUUAUCUCAUGGCCGUUGUUCGUGACCGCCGUCACCUCAAUCUCCGCCUCCCUCUCCCGGAGCCCUCCGAACGCCGCCACCGCUUCCCUCUCCCCCUCCCUCCUUCCGCCAACUCCGCCGCCGCCGCCCCCACCAAUUCCGCCGCCGCCAUCUCCGCCGCCGACCUCGAGAAGCUUCAAGUCCUCGGCCACGGGAACGGCGGCACCGUCUACAAAGUCCGGCACAAGCACACCUCCGCGAUCUACGCCUUGAAAGUCGUCCACGGCGACAGCGACCCGGCCUUCCGCCGCCAGAUCCUCCGCGAGAUCUCGAUCCUCCGCCGCACAGACUCCCCCCACGUCAUCAAGUGCCACGGCGUGUUCGAUAUCCCCGGCGGCGACUUCGCCAUCUGUAUGCAGUACAUGGACAUGGGAACCCUAGAAACCCUACUCAAAAACGGCGUCGUUUUCACCGAGGACCUCCUCGCCAAAAUCUGCCACCAAGUACUCAGCGGCCUCGAGUACCUACACGCGCACAAAAUCAUCCACCGCGAUCUGAAGCCGUCGAAUCUGUUAGUCGAUCAGAAAAUGGAGGUCAAAAUCUCCGAUUUCGGUGUCAGCAAAAUUAUGCAGAGAACAUUGGAUCCGUGUAACUCGUACGUGGGCACGUGCGCGUACAUGAGCCCGGAGCGGUUCGACCCGGAUACAUACGGGUCGAACUAUAACGGGUACGCGGGAGAUAUAUGGAGCUUGGGUCUAACCCUGUUGGAACUCUACGUCGGCCACUUUCCGUAUUUGGCGCCGGGGCAGAGGCCCGACUGGGCUACGCUAAUGUGCGCCAUAUGCUUCGGCGAGCCGCCCAGCCUGCCGGAGAGUACCUCGGAUAAUUUCAGGAGCUUUAUCGAGUGCUGUUUGCAGAAGGAUUCGAGUAAGAGGUGGAGUGCCACGCAGCUUCUGUCGCACCCUUUCGUCUGCAAUAUCGAGCCGAAGUCGGUGUGAAGUUGCGGCGGCGAUUUGUGGUGGCCGGAAAUUUUGAAAUCCUGCGGCGGUGCUGCGGUGGCGAAGUAGUGAAUUUCAUUUUCUUUUUAGAAAAAUCCGGUGUAUAUUCUUUACUCUGUUUCUGAAUCUCUUUUCUUACAAGGAGUUAUCCAUUUCAGCAGUCAAUAAUCAAUUAUUACUGUAGAAAUUGCGAGAAAUUAAUGUAAAUCGCUUUUAACUAAUCAAUUUAUUAAUCAAAUCCGAUUUACUAAA